This is a messenger RNA of Aureobasidium uvarum, 180 nucleotides long. The record is from the annotation of a GenBank genome assembly. Lineage: Eukaryota; Fungi; Ascomycota; Dothideomycetes; Dothideales; Saccotheciaceae.
AUGAACGCACAACGCAGAGCUGCAGCAAAACCGAUGACUGCGACCGUGACCAGAAAGCGUGAUCUUAAUACUGGCUCUGCUAGAGGCAGCGAGGAAAGAACAGCCCCUACAGCGCCAACUCGCGGAACCAAACGCGGAAGAGAGUACGAAGGAAUUGACAAGGUCAGUAAAUCUCUUUAG